AUGGCUUGGAGCUGUUGCUGGUCAGCGAACAGUCUGUCCAGCAAACUUCAACAGCGUCAUGAGGAACGAUGUGUCUUCUUCGGUUAUUGGCUGUUCCCUCUUGCAGAAAAGAACAUCACCGAAAGCACUUGUCCUUUAACAAGCUACGAAGAUGUCGGUUCGGUUGUUAGCUACCGAUCAUUGUCAGCUACAUGCAAUAACGCGAAGUGCUCCAACCCUUCGACUCAAGCAUCGACUUCUGCCUGUGGUCAAAGCAUUCUCGAGGCUGCCAUAAUGCUGACAGAAAACGAUUCCCAGAUCAGCGACUGUUACUAUGUCGUCACUAUGAGACUCGCGCAAGCGCACUUCAAGAGCGUCUACAAAUCCGUGUUCUUCUUGUGCGACGCUGUGCCUCCACUCGCGAAUGCUUCCAUUAAUUUAACCGCUAUAUCAUCACCGCCUCCGGUGGCUGCACCACCUGUCGAAGGACCAGAUGCAUCAGCUCCAUCGCCUUCAGCAAAGCCGUCGUCCCCUGCACCAGCACCUGCCCCUUCAUUGGUAGCGCCUUCUUCCACACCUGCUCCGGCACCUUCGGCAAAAGCAAACUCAACAAGGCAUGCACCGUCUUCCGCACCAAGUCCAGCACCAGCUGGCUCUACUAGCCCAGCUUCAGCACCAAGUCCAGCACCAUCAAGCUCUAUUAGCCCAGCUUCAGCACCAUCUCCAUCACCUACCAAUAAGACAAUUGGUGUACCUGGAUCGCUCAACGAACCCCAAGAACCUUCAGGUUCAAACACAGGUUCCGUGGCUAAAACAAAGGGUGCAUCUUCAGGAACCGGUUCAGCGUUUUCAGGAUUUAUUGUUGUGCUGAAGCGAGCGAGCUUCGAGCUACAGCAGUUUCUGGAGCAGGAGAAGCAGAAGGCGAUGCUGAAUGAGCUGGUGGCGAAGCUCACGGAGGUGUGCUGGGACAAGUGCGUUACGGCCGCGCCGGGGACCAAGUUCAGCGGAUCGGAGUCCUCCUGCCUAAGUAACUGCGCGCAGCGGUAUCUUGAUGUCAGCGGACUGAUCGUGCGGAAAUUCCAGGGCAUGCAAAGAUGA
This is a messenger RNA of Closterium sp. Yama58-4, 1077 nucleotides long. Lineage: Eukaryota; Viridiplantae; Streptophyta; Zygnematophyceae; Desmidiales; Closteriaceae. The record is from the annotation of a GenBank genome assembly.